AUGGCCCGGUUCAACCCAAGCAGCGACAUCCCUGACCUCUCAGGCAAGGUCAUAAUCGUCACCGGAGGCAACAUCGGCCUCGGCAAGGAGACCGUCACGCAGCUCAGCAAGCACAACCCAGCACACAUCUACCUCGCCGCUAGGAGUCAGUCAAAAGCGCUGACAGCCAUCGAAGACAUCAAGAAGAAUGUCCCCAACGCCGCGCCCAUCACCUUCCUGGAACUCGACCUGACGUCCUUUGAGAGCGUCAAACGAGCCGCCAAGGAGUUCCAGUCCAAGGAACAGAAGCUCCACCUCCUCAUCAACAACGCCGGCAUCAUGGCCUGGCCCGCCGACACCACGAAGGAAGGGUACGAGAUCCAGUUCGGCACAAACCACAUGGGCCAUGCCCUCUUCACCAAGCUCCUCCUCCCCACGCUCUCCAAGACCGCCAAGUCGGACAGCGACAAGGACGUACGCAUCAUCAACCUCUCCUCGGCCGCCGAGGGGUACCCGUCGAAAGACGUGUGGAACUUUGAGGCCCUCAAGACCGACAUGGCCUCGUACAGCACCUGGGCGCGCUACGGCUGCUCGAAGCUUGCUAACGUCCACCACGCCCGCGCUCUGGCCAAGAGGUAUCCGGAGAUUCGGUGCAUCUCGCUCCAUCCCGGCGUUGUCAGCACGAACCUCGGCAGCGGACUCUUGGCUAGCUGGCCGCUAUUCAGGCCUCUGAUCAACCUUGCGCUGUGGGCUGUGACGACGUCGGUUGGGGAGGGAGCCAAGAACCAGCUGUGGGCUGCGACGAGCCCGGAAGCGAAGACUGGUGUGUUUUACUGGCCUGUGGGGGUGACGGGCAAGGACUCGAAGCUUUCUUUGGAAGAUGACCUUGUUGAGAAGCUAUGGGACUGGACGGAGAAGGAGUUGGAGCCGUACGUUUGA
Messenger RNA from Colletotrichum aenigma, 918 nucleotides. Its product is annotated as putative oxidoreductase. Lineage: Eukaryota; Fungi; Ascomycota; Sordariomycetes; Glomerellales; Glomerellaceae. The record is from RefSeq and is a predicted model, not a curated record. Bases 1 to 918 code for a protein of 305 amino acids. The transcript has a single exon.